Messenger RNA from Dunckerocampus dactyliophorus (ringed pipefish), 4921 nucleotides. RefSeq names its product bromodomain adjacent to zinc finger domain, 1A (gene baz1a). The transcript has 28 exons. Gene Ontology annotation, biological process: chromatin remodeling. Bases 309 to 4355 code for a protein of 1348 amino acids. Lineage: Eukaryota; Metazoa; Chordata; Actinopteri; Syngnathiformes; Syngnathidae. Gene Ontology annotation, molecular function: protein binding. The record is from RefSeq and is a predicted model, not a curated record.
AGUAAACGAAAACUUGGUCAACAAGCCUGCAGUGAUCUGGGACAGUUGGUUCGUGUCGCGAAUUGUCCUCCAUAGAGACACUCACUCACCCAGGACGAGAUCGGCAACCGAACCUUCGCUGUACUAUUGAGCUCGAGCUAGAGCAGGUGCGUCAUAUGCCGGAGGUUCCGUUGGGUUUGGACUGGAUCACACUUGAAAAGAGAGGCGGCACAAGGAGUUGGUCUCCACGCGGCCGCCUCGUUCGCGAGCCUUAACAAAAGAGACCCGCGCGUUCCCGAGGCCUUUAGAGACACUUUGCGGCCGCCGAGAUGCCGCUCCUCCACAGGAGAGCUUUCAUCCGUCAGGAGCCUCCGGCCGACCUGAGCCCCGACGAGGAGGUCUUCCUCUGCCGUAUCACGCACGAAGUCUUCCGCAGCUACGAUGAGUUCUUUGAGAGGACCAUCCUGUGUAACAGUCUGGUGUGGAGCUGCGCUCUGACAGGGCGAGCGGGUCUAACCUACUUGGAGGCUGUGGAGAGCGAGCGUCGGGCCAAGCAGAGCCUCCAGAAGUUUCCGUCCGUGUUGGUGGCGCCGCUGUUGCACCUGGCGGCGCUGGGCCGUCGCGGCCGACUGAGCGAGCUCUGCGAGGACGUCCACGCUUUCGUCAAAGAGCGCUUCUUUGCCGGAGAGAGGGUUGAUGUCAGCGGACACAACGGAGCCAGACGUGUGUGUGAGAUCCUUCGGGUCUUGCCGCCACAUUCCAGCAUUAAUGGCCCGUCCACCACCAACGGUCACAGCGCGUCCGCUGACGGCGACACCAUCGUCAUCAGUGACAGUGAUGAAGAGGGCAACGCCUUCCAGAGUCCCACAGCACAAGUCAACAGGUCAUCAGGUGAAGGGUCACGGAAGACGCCUCUCAGUCCUUCGGUGUUUAAAUAUGAGGUCAGGACAACGACGGAUGGACAUGCCAAGCCUUUCAUCGUCAGAGCCAAUCAGAUCAGUCGCAGGAAGAACGUGGUGUCCCGAGAGAGACUGAAGCUGCUCUUCAAGCAGCACUGCGAACCCGCCAAUGGAACCAUCAGGCUAAAGGCAUCCAGCGUGAGCAAGUACCGGCUGUCCGAACAGAACUUUUCCCAGUUCUUCCCAGAUGAGCCCCCACAAUUCCCUUUCAGUACCGGUGUCAAAGCGGAGGGGCGGGUUUCACCUGGACAGGCCAGCACUUCGCUGCUGAAGGUGGACAAGGAGAAACUGAAGGAGGAGCAGAGGAAGAGGUUUGAGGAGGAAAAGCAGAGGAGAAGAGAGGAGAAGGAGCGCAGGAAGCAGGAGAAAGAUCUGGAACGAGAGAAGUUAAAGGAGGAGAAGAAGAAGUAUGCAGAGCGAUUGAGGCUGUGGAACAAACCUAGAGAGGACAUGGAGUGUGAUGACCUUAAGGAGCUACCCACUCCAGUUCCUGUAAGGACCCGUCUACCGGCACAGCUGUUUGGAGAAGCGUUGAUGGUUCUGGAGUUCCUGCGGGCCUUUGGGGAUGACUUUGGCCUGAAAGAUGAAUUUCCAGAUGGAGUCUCUCUCGAGGUUCUGGAGGAGGCCCUGGUGGGUUCUGAUCCAGAAGGUCCUCUCUGCGAGCUGCUCUUCUUCUUCAUCACGGCCAUCUUCCAGGCUCUGGACGAAGAGCGAGAGGAGGCAACCAAAGAUGAAGACCUGUCACAAGCUCCUGAUGAUGACUCUGACCGUUCUGACUUGGCUGUGAGCGCUGCGUCAUCGUCGGCUGCCGCGUGGCCUCCACUUCAUCUGGGCUGUAGUCUACAGGAAGUGGACCUAGACAGCUGCACGCUGUCUGAAAUUUUACGUCUGCACAUCCUGGCAUCUGGUGCCGACUGUAACCAUGGCAACGCCAAGUUCCGCUACCAGAAACAAGGUGGCUUCACAUUGACAGACGACCCAUGUGUGGAGCUGUGUUUGGCCCAGCCAGCGCUGAUGAGGAGGCUGGCGUGCAUGGCCGUCUACGAUCUCAUGCCAGGUGAGAAGCUGGCUAUUUUGCAGGCGUUGGUGGGCAAGCUGCUAUCUCUGGCGUCUAGCAGAGACCUAAUGGAGAACUGUGUGGAGGAGCAGCGUGCCGCCAGGCAGGAAUUGCGAGAGGUCCGGGCUGAGCAGCACCGGCGAGAGAGGGAGGAGGCUGCACACAGGGUGCGUCUUCGUAAAGAGGAGCGUCUGCGGGAGCAGGAGCAGCGUCUGAAGCUUAAGGAGCAGGAAGUGAAGGAUGAGACCAAAGCUGAGGGCAGAGGAUCACUGACGACUUCUGACCCCAAAGCCCUGCCAUGCCCUCCCGCCAGCCUGACGGCAGAGGAGCACGAAGAGGAGCAGCAGAAGGUAAGAGAGCUACAAGAGCGUAUCCAAAAGGCGGCGGCGUGCACAAGUUUGCUGCCGCUGGGCAGAGACCGUCUGUACCGCCGAUACUGGCUCCUUCCCUCAGCCUCAGCGCUCUUUGUGGAGGAGGACAGUUUUGGCCUGACAGAGGACAUGCUGCAGCCCCGCCCAAAACAGACCCAAGACCCCACCACCAAGAUGGAGGACGGCGAGCACGGCCUGGAGGAGCCCGCAGAGGGAAGUGUUGGCUCAAGCCCCGCACCCCUGUCUUGCUGCGGCCCUCCAGUCAGCCGUCCAAACCAGUGGUUCUUCUACAGCUCGGUGGAGGAGUUGGACCAACUGAUAGAUGCACUAAACCCGCGAGGACAUCGCGAGAGUGGCCUAAAGGAGGCGCUGUUGCAGGAGCGAGAACGUCUGCAGGAGCUGCUGCAGAUGUGCGAGCGCAGCAAGUACACGUAUGCAGAUGAUCCAGAGUCCUCGCGAUCUGUACCAGAAUGCACUGCCGCAGCCGAGAUCCUCAUGGAGGCGAGACUGCGAGACCUGCUCCUAGACGUGGAGGACCGCAUCCACCAGGGAAGUCUGGGGACUCUUAAGAUAAUGGACAGACAUGUGUGGCGUUCAGCGUUGGAGGCGGGAAAAUAUGAGUUGCUCUGUACUGAUGAAGAGACAGACACACAGGUCGAGGACAUGGAGGUGGACUCCACGCCCCUGAAGGCUCGAGACAGGCUGUUGGUGGACAACGUGACGGAGGGCGGCCUGGUCCAUAGCCUGGCUCGGGCGCUGGCCCACGUGGAGCACGGCAUUGAGAGGCGCUUCCUCAAAGCUCCGCUAGGCGAGGAAGACUCCAAGAAAGACCAGAAGACAAAGAAGAGCAAGAAGAAAGACGAGGACCAGGCCAGUGAUGACGGCAGUGACAGUAGUCGCAUGGUGAAGACUGUGUUGGAACGAUGGAGGGAAUCUCUGCUGUCCUCUUCCAGUUUGUCUCAGGUGUUUGUGCAUUUGUCCAGCCUAGAGAGAAGCGUCCUGUGGUCACGCUCCGUCCUAAAUGCUCGCUGCCGAGUUUGCCGACGCAAAGGAGACGCAGACAACAUGCUGUUGUGCGAUGCCUGUGGCAGGGGACACCACACUCACUGUCUCAGGCCCCGCCUCAAGGCCGUUCCAGGGGGAGACUGGUUCUGUCCAGACUGUCAGCCCAAAAUGAAAUCUGGCUCCCUUCCUUCUCAUCAGCAUUCUUCUCUCGAUGAGGAAGACGAUAAAGAGGAAGAAGAGUCUGAGGAGGAGUCUGAAGAAGAGGAAGAGGAGUCAGAUGAGGAGGAAGUUGUGAGCACCAGGAAGAGUCAGGCCACACCCCCCAAAGGCAGGAGCCACCAGGCCACACCCAAGAACAGGAAAAAGUCGUCAUCCUCCAAGCCAUCGGUCAAAAAGGCAAUGCAACUUCCAUCCAAAACGAGCAUGGUGACAUCCGGCGUCAAAGCCCUGCCCCGCCCUGCCAGCAAGAACACUGAGAGCAGCAAUAGAACCUCAGCGGGUCGGAAUGAGAGCAGUAAAAAAACGACCGCAGACACAGUGCCACGUGCCCAACCCAAUAAGCCCGUCCUCCCUUCCGCCGCCUCCUCCUCCUCGUCCAGACGCCGCUCUUCCGGUAGGAACCAUGGUGUCCACGAGCUGUCAGCAUGCGAGUUGCUGAUCGUGGAGCUUGUCCGCCACGAGGACAGUUGGCCCUUCAUGAAGCUGGUGUCCCGCACACAGGUGCCAGACUACUAUGACAUCAUCAGCAAGCCCAUGGCACUGAGCACGAUCAGAGAGAAGGUCAACAACUGCCAGUACCUCAGCGCAGGCGAGUUCAUGGCGGACGUGGACUUGAUGUUCGCCAACUGUCUGCAGUACAACGCUCGUCACACUAACGAGGCCAAGGCUGGAAUUCGCCUCCAGCAGUUCUUCUACUCAGAGCUCAACAGACUUGGCCUCUCGGAGCGUGGCACAGCCCCGCCCACCAAGCGAUCUCGGCACUGAGGUCGCACGCACCACACCCUUUGACCCCACGCCGUCCUCAGAGUACGAGGUGACUUGUUGACCCCCCAGAUGGCUACAAAUUGUGACCUUUGACCCUAAUAUUUAAAAGGUUCAGCGGGCAUAAAGUUUGAGGUAAAUAGGAUGACCUGACCACACUACUGACUUGAACUCUGACCUGCUGCAGUAGUGACUUCCCGUGGUGUUAAGUUCUCAGGGACACCUUUUGCAUUCAAAGAAAAAUAGUGUUCUUGCUGCCUACCAAAAUAAAACAUUCCCCUUGUUUAGCAUUCUGUAAUUAGUCACUUUGUUUCAUGAUGUGGCCACACGCCCUGGGGCCAUUAACCAGCAGCAUUCCUACAAAAUAAGUUAUUAGUUUCCUAGCAUAGCAUUGCUUAGCUUAGCAUGAAGCUGAAGUCUCAGCAUAUUGCUCACUUUAAUGUCAAGAAAGGUGUUCUUGCUGAUGUAUACCUGCGUGUUGAGAAUGCAGGUUGUUGUUGAAUGUCCCCUGACCCUAUUUAUUUAUGACUGUUAGAUAUUCAACCCUCGUCUUAUAUUUGAAAAUAAAA